AUGCCGGCGUAUCACUCUACGUUAGUUGAAUACAGUCAGUCGGUCGGCAACUUAGCUUUGUUGCCGCUACGUACCACUUACAGAGGUCCUGCACCUACAAAUCCUAAGCUAGAAUUGGAUAUUAUUGACGAAGCACUUAACUAUUUUAAGGCGAAUGUAUUCUUUAGGUUUUAUGAAAUUAAGUCUGAUGCAGAUAGAGUCCUCAUAUACUUAACUCUUUACAUUUCUGAAUGCCUGAAAAGAUUGCAAAAGUGCUCAAAUAAAAAUCAAGGCCAACAAGAAAUGUAUAUGCUAGCAAUUUCUAAGUUUGACAUUCCAGGGGAGGCAGGUUUUCCUCUGAACUCUGUAUAUGCUAAGCCUAGCAGUUCCCAAGAAGCCGACUUAAUGAGACAGUACCUACAACAAUUAAGGCAUGAAACAGGCAACAGAGUUUGUGAAAAGGUGUUUGCCACUGAAGAUGGAAAGCCCAGUAAGUGGUGGCUGUGCUUUGCUAAAAGGAAAUUCAUGGAUAAAUCCCUUUCUGGGCCGGGUCAA
Messenger RNA from Iphiclides podalirius (scarce swallowtail), 534 nucleotides. The record is from the annotation of a GenBank genome assembly. NCBI's taxonomy places the organism in Eukaryota, Metazoa, Arthropoda, Insecta, Lepidoptera, Papilionidae.